CUCCGACAGCACUACCACAACAACAUCGCACCCAGCAGCGCAUACCUGCAGACGAUGCCGAGUAUGGACUACAAUCCUAGAAUGAGCAUGGCCGGCGGCAGAACAGUAUCUAGCCAGCAGAAGAAGCAGAAAGAGCCGGAUGAGGAUGCAUUCAUGACACUGCCCGACAAGGAAAUCGCAGGAUGCAUCAGCGACAUUGGAAUCAACUUCACACUGGAGGACCUUAGGAAGCCCAAUCCACAGCAGAUACAGAAAGUGUUCGAAUGGUUCGCGGAACUGCUCACGAACACGACGCGCGAAGUCGUUGCGCCCGCGAUGCGCGCAGCAGCAGAAGACAUGUGCGGCGACGACGCAGAGCGGAUCUUCACAGCAGACACGCGCGAAUUAAUGGGCUUCUUCAUCGUCAUGCGCAAAUUGCUUCUCGAGUGCGGCAUCAAAGACUUCACCUUCAGCGACAUCUACCGACCGACACAUCCUCGCCUGGUGAAGAUUUUCAGCUACAUAAUCAACUUCAUUCGAUUCCGCGAAAGCCAGACAAACGUGAUAGACGAGCAUUACAACAGCUCCGAGCGCACGAAGAACACCAUCGAGCAGUUAUACCAUGCGAAUCAAGACAAGGAAGAUCAGCUACAAGAAAUGCAACAGAACCGCAAAAACGUCGAAGCCGCGCUUCAGCAGAAAGAGCAACGAUCCACAGAACUCAAAACCCGCCUCCUCGAGCUCAAGAAGGCCCAAGAACGCGUCACCGAAAAGCUCGAGCGCGUCAAAGGCGAACAGUCCCGCCUGAAAUCUCUCCUCGAAGACAAAACUACAUCCGUCAUGCAAACACGCGCCGAAGCCGCGAAGCUUCGUCCCUACACCGAACAGUCCCCCGCACACCUUGAACAAUCCCUCCGAGACCUCAGCUCGAACCUCGCAAGCGAUCGAAACGAGAUCGCACGCCUCGAUAAACGCUCCCGAGCACUCCAGACAUCAUGCGAUACCUUUUCCCUCCUCCAAACCGACAUCUCAUCUCUGACGAGGUUACUCUCAGAUCUAGAUCAAGAGCUGCAGAAAGAGGAAGAGGAGCAACGUGCAGCGGCGAAGAAUCGCGAUGCGUUGACAGAGAAGUCGAACAAUGUGCGGGAAGUGGAGAGGCAAGAGAAAAUGUUGCGGAAACAAUUACAGCAAUGGCAAGAUCGAACGGAGAAGCUGCGGAAAGACGCGGAGACAAGGGCGCAGAAUGCGAAGGGGAAAAUGGAGGCUUUGCGCGCGACGCAUAGAGAAUUGACAGCUGAGAGGAGGGAACGAGGAGAUCAGGUGGAGAAGAGGAGGGUGAGGAUUGAGCAGACGGAGAAGAAGAUGGCCGACUUGAAAGAACAGAUCGAGCACGAGGUACAGGCUGCGAGAGAGGAGUACAUGAAGAUGGAAAGCCAUAUUCGGCUGUACAUCACGGAGAUGGAGCAGAACCUCUGAGAAUGAUGAUGAUUUGCAUCUGGACAUUGAAGCGCAAAGCAGAGAGGCUGCUGGUUGUACAUAUUUUGACGAUACCCAAUGACUCUUUUUCUGUUCGACACACUGCUGUGCAUAGCUACUCUGCUUGCGAUGUUACAAUUUCCAGAGUUCACGAGUCCUGUUAUACAGUCAGCGACCACU
Cercospora beticola is the source of this 1635-nucleotide messenger RNA. RefSeq lists its product as uncharacterized. Gene Ontology annotation, cellular component: kinetochore; Ndc80 complex. Gene Ontology annotation, biological process: kinetochore organization; attachment of mitotic spindle microtubules to kinetochore; mitotic spindle organization. Gene Ontology annotation, molecular function: protein-containing complex binding. The record is from RefSeq and is a predicted model, not a curated record. Lineage: Eukaryota; Fungi; Ascomycota; Dothideomycetes; Mycosphaerellales; Mycosphaerellaceae.